AUGCUCCCUCUCAACUCCAGCACCAUCCCGCUCUCGGUCGACUUCUCGAGCCCGGGCGACUACUUCAUCUUCCUCUACCACAUCGUGUUCGCCACGUGCUCGGCGCUGCUCGCGGGCUCCGUGGUGCUCGGCAUCCUAAGCACGAGGUCGCUCCGCGUGCAGAACCGCUUCGUCUUCAUGCUGAACACGAGCGUGAGCGACACGCUGACGGGCCUGUCCGUCUACUACCUGGGCCUGUUCGACGUGCAGGAGGGCUACCCGUCGCGCAACAGCACCUACUAUAUCCUGCCCUCCUUCAUGGGCGUCAACGUCAUGACGUUCCUCUUCGCACAGUUCGACCGCUACCUGGCCGUGUGCCACCCGUUCUUCUACACGCGCUUCAUCACGCGCGGCUUCGUCAUCGCCUGCUGUGCCUUCAGCUGGUUCUACACCUACCUGAUCCUGGCCGUCCAGAACCUGCUGCCAGUCGCGCAGGCCGUUAAGAUGAGCGCCUUCGGCAUCAUGACGCUGCAGGUCAUCGUGGUCAUCAAGGUGCUCAUGACUGUCAAGCUGUACUUCAUAGCCAAGCAUCAGCUGGCGCGCGAACCGCCCAGCCAAGACCGGGACAGCAAGAAGGAGUCGCUGCGCAUCAUCGUCUUCGUGGUCAUCUGCUUCCUCCUGCUGUGGGGGCCCUCCUUCGUCAACAUCAUGGUCAGGUACCUGAGCAGCGGCGGCCUGCGCUUCAGGAACGAGGCCACCAACGCCUUCGCCAUCAUGGCGCGCUUCAACGCGCUUAGCACGCCCGCGCUCUACAUCUGGGGCAGCCCGGCCCUGCGCAGCGCCGUGUGGGCCAGAGUGUGGAGGAACGGCUGCCGGACAAGGACGACAGACAGAGUGUUCUCCAGCCAUGUGAAACCGACAAAGGAAGCAGUGUUAAGCGUCUCUCAGAGCUCCAAGGACACAUGA
Molecule: messenger RNA, 945 nt
Organism: Colossoma macropomum (tambaqui)
Lineage: Eukaryota; Metazoa; Chordata; Actinopteri; Characiformes; Serrasalmidae
Product: trace amine-associated receptor 7e-like
Exons: 2
Coding region: 1-945 (314 amino acids)
Biological process (GO): G protein-coupled receptor signaling pathway
Cellular component (GO): membrane
Molecular function (GO): G protein-coupled receptor activity
Source: RefSeq, a predicted model, not a curated record